Messenger RNA from Ophidiomyces ophidiicola, 3117 nucleotides. It is a transcript of the gene SET2, whose product is annotated as histone methyltransferase set2. The record is from RefSeq and is a predicted model, not a curated record. Gene Ontology annotation, cellular component: chromosome; chromatin; nucleus. NCBI's taxonomy places the organism in Eukaryota, Fungi, Ascomycota, Eurotiomycetes, Onygenales, Onygenaceae. Gene Ontology annotation, molecular function: histone H3K36 methyltransferase activity; protein binding. The transcript is spliced from 4 exons. Bases 1 to 3117 code for a protein of 1038 amino acids. Gene Ontology annotation, biological process: regulation of DNA-templated transcription.
AUGGCCGGCCGUGACCACGAUGACGCCCGAAUAGAAACCGUAAAGGAUGCCGUGACCGACAUGAAGCUGGAGCGACAGUCGUCGGCGGACAGCCUCGCGCCGCCGAACGGUGUGCCCGACUCCAUCGCCCCCAGGCCCGAGACCAACGGCGUCUUCGAGUCUGCCAGCAGCAAGCCCAGCACCCCGCGCCUGAAGCCCGCCGCUGCUGUCUCCAAGCCUAGGAGCCGCCCCAGCAAUUCGGCGGCCGUCAAGGAUGAGCUUGUGGACGAAAAGGUGGGCGGCGACAUCGCAGUCAAGCAGGAGCCCGGCCAGCCGCUCAAGCUGACCCGGUCUGCGUCGCAGAAGCUGCCGUCGAGGGCUGCGCCGUUGUUCGAUCAUCUCGACGACGUCACGGCCGAGGCCUCGGGCACGUUCCAGGUGAUCGAGACGUGCACGUAUGCAAACAAGUACAUGGGAUACACCGAGCAUGCAAUGGACUGCGAUUGUGCUGAGGAAUGGGAUCCGGUGACAUCCAAAAAUGCCGCCUGUGGCGAAGAUUCUGACUGUAUCAAUCGCGCCACGAAAAUGGAGUGCGUGGGUGAUCGUGGAUGCGGUGAUUCCUGUCAGAACCAGCGAUUCCAGCGACAGGAGUAUGCUCAGGUGUCCGUUAUCAAAACCGAAAAGAAAGGCUACGGACUUCGAGCGGAUGGCGACUUGCGCCCGCACGAAUUCAUAUAUGAAUAUAUCGGAGAAGUCAUCAACGAAAACCAAUUUCGCCGUCGCAUGUUGAAUUACGAUGAAGAAGGCAUCAAGCAUUUCUACUUCAUGUCUCUCAACAAGGGAGAGUUUGUCGAUGCCACGAAGAAGGGAAACCUGGGCCGCUUCUGCAAUCACUCCUGCAAUCCGAAUUGCUACGUGGAUAAAUGGGUUGUCGGCGAGAAGCUUCGGAUGGGCAUCUUCGCCGAACGACACAUCAAGAGCGGUGAAGAGCUGGUGUUUAAUUACAAUGUUGAUCGCUAUGGUGCCGACCCACAGCCCUGCUACUGCGGCGAGCCAAAUUGCACGGGUUUCAUCGGCGGGAAGACCCAGACGGAGCGUGCAACGAAACUGUCUAAUGCAACGAUUGAGGCCUUGGGAAUUGACGAUCCGGAUAGUUGGGACACCGCCGUUGCCAGGCGGCCGCGGAAGAAGAAGGCGGUUGAUGAUGAUGAGGAAUAUGUUGAUAGCUUGCAGCUCAAGUCUUUGGACGAAAAUGGUGUCACCAAGGUUAUGGCAGCGCUGAUGCAGUGCAAGGAGAAGUGGAUUGCCGUCAAACUGCUUGGCCGUAUCCAGCUGUGUGAAGAUGAACGUGUCCGCCACCGGGUGGUGAGGAUGCACGGUUACCAGAUCCUGAAUUCGCAACUAAACGCCUGGAAGGAAGACUUCAACGUUGUUCUGCAGAUCCUCGAUAUUCUCGACAAGUUUCCGCGGCUGACACGGAACAAGAUCAUUGAUUCGAAGAUCGAAGAAACCGUGAAACCGCUGAAAGAAUGUAACGACGAGCGAGUGGUGGAGAAAGCUACGGCGUUGCUGGAAGUCUGGGCUGCUCUAGAAGUUGGCUAUCGUAUUCCUCGGAUGAAACGAGAUCCUUCAACGAUCAACAACACCCCUAGUAUCACUCGUUUCCAACGUCGUGAUGCAAAGGAAGAGCGCAAGCCCAAGGUCGAGUCCAAAGCUAAGUCCAAGUCGAGAUCUCGAUCUCGAUCGCGGUCGCGAUCAGUCGAUGUCACCCGAAACGCUCCCCGAGGGCCUGCCGCCCUCACCCGUGGCGGGAAGAGCAGUACAGGUCCCUAUCGCCCCGGCCCUCGACCUUUCCGACGACCAUUCAACCCGCUUCCUCAGGGCUGGUUUGCGGCUGAGUCCAACGGGCGCACGUAUUACUACUCGAGCAACGGAGAGACGACAUGGGUGCGACCAACGGCGCCGGCAGCACAGCCACCUCCGCCGCCCAAGCGCGAAUCGAAAGAGAAGACCCUGCAGGAUAUCAUCGAUGGGAUCAUGAACGCGAAGGAAAAUACUCCGAAGGCGAAAGACGUAUCCGCGACACCGGCUACCCCUGCUGACGCAAAGAAACCCGAACAGAAAGAGCGCAGGGAGAAAUGGCAGUCAUAUAGUGAAGAGAAACGGAAGAAAUUAUAUGAAAAUACGCUGUUUCCUCAUGUUAAGUAUGUGGUGGACAAAUUCAAACAUAAGCUCCCUAAAGACGACCUGAAGCGUUAUGCGAAAGAGGUUGCGAAAAAACUUGUCAAUUCGGAUUUUAAAAAUAACCGAGUCAACGACCCCACAAAGAUCAGCGAAAAGCAGAUUAAACAAGUGAAAAAGUUUUGCAAAGAAUACUUUGACAAAGCCGUCGCUAAGCACCGAGCUUACGACGAGAAAAAAGCAGGACAGAAAACUAAAGAUGGCGACAAGCCUGCUACAUCUACAUCAACAACGACAGAAGUUAAGAAGAAUCUAUCCGUUUAUGAAAAUGGUACAAAAGUAAACGACGAAGAUAGCGACGAUCAGCUAUCCGAUGCAGAGCCGGACAACGCUGCUGAGGACUCGACGCACCGCGAUGGAUUGAAGCGAAAGCGCGCCGACACCAGCAGUUUCGACGACGACACCAGCAGCCAGAAUAAGAAUGCCGCCGUAUCUCCCUCCAAGCGACUCCGCUCGUCCACCUCACCACCACCAUCAUCAUCAUCCGCCGCCAUACCUCCCCCUCCCCCUCCUCCGCCCAUUAGCCCCGGCAGCGCAGCCCUAGAAGACGGAUACGGAGAUCCCCUCAAACGCAAGCGCAGCGAGGAUUUCGACGACGAUGACUUCGAGAAUACUUCCCAGUCUCCUGGCAAACGCCAGCGGUCCGAAACCCCGCCGCCACCUCCACCCCCUCCCCCGCCGGGUGGUCCUCCUCCAGGUGAAGAUGGAAAUGAAGAGUACGAGGAGGAGGACGAGGAAGCGCAGCAGGAGCUGGAGAGGGGAGAAGGAGAAUAUGAUCCCGAUGAGCGGCUUGAAGAUAAUGACCAUGCGGCCGCCUGUCGUUCGGCUUUACUGCCGCAGUCGAUAUCUCUCCAUAACUUACAUUCCGAGGAAGCGGAGAGGGACGCAUAUUCAUGA